AUGGAAUCAUACCCUAUCGACUCGCUGCCUACCGCAGGCGAUAUCCAUAUGGCCUGCUUCACAGCCGUCAAGAACGCGCCCGAUCUCAAGGAGAAACUCCAGAACCAGGACAAAUCUCUCACCUUUGCCAUGGUCGAGUCCAACCUUAUCAUGGAUGUCUUCCAGCUACUCGUGGCAGCAACAAAGGCCGCCCACGAUGACAAGAUUGGAAAACUCGCCACCCAGACCAUCAGCUCCGAAAUCAUCUAUAACCUCUCACCCUCCAAGAACAUUGCAGAGUCGUUGAAGCGGUUCGGGAUCAAAGAGGACACAACAUCAUUGAUCGCCGUCAAGAUUGGAGGCAACCCGGACGAGAUCAUGGAGGAGAUGUCCCGGACAGUGGCCGGCAACCUCGUCUCGUUCUCAAAGUUGGAUCAGGAAAGGGAUAUGACCAAGCUUCGGCAGUAUUACAAGAUCGAUCCCAAGGUGACAGAAGACAAGGAAAUCUUGAACUGGAUCGUUGGAGCCAUCGCCAUGAAGAAUGUCCAAUAA
Messenger RNA from Linnemannia hyalina, 531 nucleotides. Lineage: Eukaryota; Fungi; Mortierellomycota; Mortierellomycetes; Mortierellales; Mortierellaceae. The record is from the annotation of a GenBank genome assembly.